Molecule: messenger RNA, 6249 nt
Organism: Oncorhynchus mykiss (rainbow trout)
Lineage: Eukaryota; Metazoa; Chordata; Actinopteri; Salmoniformes; Salmonidae
Product: AP-4 complex accessory subunit RUSC2
Cellular component (GO): cytoplasmic vesicle
Molecular function (GO): protein binding
Source: RefSeq, a predicted model, not a curated record
GCAACGCUGCUGGUCGGGAGCAGAAAAAACAAGUUCCGUUCGUCUAGGAUUUGGCAUAUUAUACCCGUGGUUAUUGACAACAAUUGACAUGUGGAUACUAUUGACACGAUAAUAACAUCAUCGUUGACAACCUGCUUAAACAUGUACCACUCAGACCACAGAGUCAAUUUCCCUGACCUCUCCUUCAGCAUUCCAGGCCCUGGAACUUUGGGUUUAGCAUCUAACCACUGAACCAACUCCCUGUCCGAUACCCCUCCACAUAUCAUAUACCCCUACCCCUGCCCCCUGUCUGAACCCCUAUACCCGGGUACACCCAGGGACCAUGGACAACCCCCCCAAGCUGUCUGGCGAGACCCUGAUCGUUCACCACAUCCCCCUGGUACACUGUCAGGUGACUGGUGGGCGGCAGGGCUGUGGUGGAGGAGGGGGGUCCCUGAAGAGAUCAAACCCUUUCAGCUACCCAGAAACCCUGGGCUUGAGCCGCACCACCUCCCUUCCUGAGCAGGAUGUACUCCAGAGGGAAGCUCUGGUGUACAGCAGCCUCAUCCAGACCUCCACAGGAGGAGGAGGCGAUGGAGAGGGAGGAGGAGGAGGAGGAGGAGGGAGAGGAGGCAGCACGGGGAGCGAUGAUUCAUCGGUGACAUCCAGUAACUGCGAGGACCAGGUGAUGGUGAUGGUGGCCCACACUAUGCCCAGGGUGAAGCCAAGAGAACAGGUCAACAACCCACUCCGGCUCCGUCACAACCCUUUUCUGCUCAACACGGAGGAGGAUGAUGAUGAUGAGGAGGAGGAAGAGGAGGAAGAUGAUGGUGAUAACCUGAACGGUUAUUUGGAAGACUCCUCCUUUCAUCUCCAUGGCGAUAUAAACUCCGCCCUGGACGAGGAGGGAGACGGGAUUGCACCCUUUCAUCUCCACGACCUGGGGUCCACCACACACAAGCCCUUCCUGUUGCACAGCACCCUGGGUAAGCACUCUUGGGGCUGCUCAGGGAGGCUGGACUCCCUUAGGGGCGUGUCCUCUGAUCUCUCCACCCACCUGGAGGGCCUGGACCUGCUGGGAUUGGACAGUCCACGUCGCCACGGCAGCAGUGGCUCCACCCUCUCCAUGGACUGCGGAGAGCAGGAGUGGGGUGAGGAUGAGGAGGAGGAAGAGGAUCAUCCAAUGAGGGGUGGGGGACGGGGCAAUAGCCAAGCUGACUCCUCCUCUGGCUCUGGCGCCGCCCACCAGCGCUGCUCCUGCUGCGGCCUCUCCCAAACUUAUCUUGAACAUUUCCCGGAACCGUUUUCAGAGUCGUCGGAACGCCAGCUGGGCUACGCCAGCGACUCUUCCUGUAACAGCUCAGAUGGCGUGCUGGUUAACUUCAGCGCCAUCUAUAAUAACAUGAACAACAGCAUCCCGGCAACCUCUACCAAGCCGCCACCUCUGGCCACCACGACCACCAACCUCAACAGCUCCACCGACCAAUCUUGCUCUUCCUCUGUCUGCAUCUGCUCAGUGCUGGAUGAGGAGGCAGGGAGUCGAAGAGGCUCCGGAGGUGGGGGGGCUUUCUACCUAGACCUCCACACCUCCCCCACCGAACCCCCCCACCUCCACUCUCAACAACCCCCCUGCCCCUCCAGCAACACCCUGCCGUUACUCAUCGAACCCUACUCUCACCCUCACCCCACCACCUCCUCCUGCACCUGCUCAGCUGAACACCAGGGGGCUCUAGACCUGGACUCCAACUGUAACUCCUAUCACCCCCCCCACUCCGACUCAGGAAGUGACCUCAUGUCCUGUCUGCGGAGCCAGGCGCGUCUGGUGGUAACCACCCAGAACUACUAUAAGCUGGUGACCUGUGACCUUUCUUCUCCGUCGCCCCCGAGCCCUGCGGGAAGCUCCGCAUCGGUUGCCAGCUGCUCUGAUGAGCACAGCAAGGAUAGCCCUGCCCCUGACACGCCCACUGCCACCCAGCCAACCGAAUACUACCUGUUCAGGCGGCCACCGGGAGGAGAGGAGGAGGAGGAGGAAGAGGAGGAGGAGGAGGAAGAGGAGGAGGGAGGAGAGUCAUCACAGCGUGAUGAAGAUGAGGAAGAAAAUGAUGAAGACGAGCAGGACGGGAAGAAGAGGAAGCAGCAGCAGCAGAUGGGUGGAGCCUGUUCAGACCCAAUCAUUGAGGGCCAGGUGUACGUCAACAUCUCCCCUCCUGUGGUUGGCCGAGGACCCAUCGGAGGAGGGCCCAGCCGCCCCCGUUCCCGUAGCUACGACCGGAACCUGGACAUGUCCCCGCCCCCUCGGCUCGGCUCAUUGGAGCGCAUGCUGAGCUGCCCUGUCCGUCUCAGUGAGGGCACCGCCCCCCUGGGCCCGUCCCCUCUGCCGCGGGUCACGUCCUUUGCAGAGAUUGCCAAGAGCAAGAGGAAAAAUGGAGGAGGCACGGGCUCUCCUUCUCUCAGGAUGGGGGGAUGUUCAGAUCCCUUCUCCUCCACCCACUCGGCCCACUCCCACUCCUCGGCCGACUUCUCCCCCAUCCUGGAGGGCCUGGGUCAGGGUCCGAGCCACAGUUUGCCCUUCCAGCGCUGCUACAGCCAGGGCAGUGUGGACCGCCACUCACCUGGUGGUGGCGUCAGAGAGACACGCUCCAAGGCCGAAGGUGGUCUCUCCAGCUCUUCAUCCAGCUCAGCAGUGGUGCGUUACACUAAAGACCAGCGUCCCACCACCCUCCCCAUUCAACCCUUCACCUUCCACCACCAGUUCUCCAAGCCGCCCCAGCCCCUGCUUCCCUUGCUGACAGGCUACGUCUCUGGGAUGCAGGCCCGGGGUGGAGGGCCUUCUGGAGGUCCAGAGGGGGGUGAAGGCGCCAACGACCCAGGGGAAGACUCGAUGCGUUGGUGCCAGGGUAGUGGUGGUGAUGGGAUGGUGUCAGCAGUGGCUAGCCUUGGUCCUGGCUCGGUCCGGCCCUCGCCACUGGGUAGCUAUUCCCCGGUCCGCCUCCAGGGAGCGACAUCCAGCUCAGGGACCUGUUCUACCUGUACUCCCAGCCCCCAGCCAACCCGUAGCCUCUCCUGCCCCCUCUCCACCGGGCUCCUGCCCCUUCACCAUACCCCUUCACCAGCGGCACCUGCCCCUCUGCCACCCACACCUCCGCCCCCAACAUUGGGGGUGAAGCGGGGUGCGGUGCCCCCCAUGUUGCCUCCGGUGCAAGGCCAGGUGCAGGGUCACCACCACCACCGUGGGACCCUGCCCACUUUACUGGCCGUUCCCCAGGACAGUGAGACUUCACUGGGAUACGAGGAGACGACAUUAGACUCCCUGGAGGGGAGCAGAGGACCAGGGCUCAGGACACAACAUGGGCACCACCUCUCUCCACAGACUCUGAAAUGGAGGGAGUAUCGUCAAAAGAACCCAUUAGGGGUGGAGAGGUGUUCCUUGGGGGGCUCUGCAGGGUCAGGCGAUCCGCCUCUAUCAGGCAGUCUGGACGGGAACGGUCGUAGGGGCGGGGCCGUUGGUCAGCGAAUUACACGACGGAACGUGUUUGACUUCCCUCCGGCCUCUAGUGGACACACCCCCCUGGGACGACUCAAUGGCCAGUCUGUGAAGCAGCUGCAGCAGUACUACAGUGACUUCCUGCCAGACUACUUUUCCCUGACCGAGCGUCCUCCAGAAGAGUUCUGUCUCUCUCCGGAUGCCUCCUCUUCCUCGUCAUCCUCCUCUUCCUCACAGUCCCACAUCGCUGUAGACCUGCAGCAGAAGAGAGGUUUAGUCAAAGCCAUCAAUACAGCGGUAGAUUUAAUCGUAGCUCAUUUUGGCACCAGUCGGGACCCUGAUGUGAAGGCGAAGCUCGGUAACAGUUGGGUGAGUCCCAACGUGGGCCACCUGAUCCUGAAGUACCUGUGUCCGGCUCUAAGGGAGGUGCUGGGGGAUGGGCUGAAGGCCUACGUCCUGGACCUGAUCAUCGGACAGAGACGCAACCAGCCCUGGAGCCUGGUAGAGGCCUCCACACAACUAGGCCCAUCCACCCGUGUUCUCCACAGCCUGUUCUCCAAAGUGUCCCAGUACUCAGAGUUCACCAGCCACAGUAUGAGACUCAACGCAUUCAUCUUCGGACUGCUCAACUUGCGAUCUUUGGAGUUUUGGUUCAAUCACCUCUACACUCAUGAAGACAUUGUAGCGACCCACUACCACCCAUGGGGUUUCCUGCCGUUGUCCCAGAGGCCCUGCCAGCCUCUAUUUGAGGAGUUCCUUCUCCUCCUGCAGCCUCUAUCCCUGUUGCCCUUUGACCUUGACCUGCUCUUUGAGCCCCGAUUGGUCCAGAAGGGCCAGGAACACCGUAGACGCAAGGAGCAGCUCUGCUCCGCCUCCACCGGCGAGGACCUGGACCAAUCAGCACGCUCCACCUUCCAGCUCAUGAGGGGGUGGAGCACAGAGUCACGGAGGGCGGAGUCUAUGAGAGAUAAAAGGGAAGGGAGCGGGGUGGGGAAGAGAGAGAGGCUGGGUCUGAGACGAGAGGGAACAUGGCCUAGGAUGGAAGGGGUUGGAGAGAGAAGGAGUAGAGAAGGGAUGAUGCAGAGGACAGGGUCUAGGAGAGAAGGGGCGGGGAUGGAUCGUUUAGGAGCAGGACUUUUAGAAGCACAGCCAAUGACGACGGAAGUAGGGACAGGGUUUGCCAAUCUGUGGAGGGAGAGUGGGAGGGGGAGGGGCAUAGUAAAGAGAGCAAAGGGAGUGGGAGGAGAGAGCCAGAGGGAAGGGGAAAGUGAGGGAGGGAAGGAGGAGAGGAGGAAGGAGAGAGAGAGGGAUUGGGCGGAGGAGGGUCGUCAGCGGCAGGAGCGUGAUCGCCAGGCGUGCUGGUGGUACCAGCUCAUGCAGAGUUCCCAGGUCUACAUCGACCAAUCAGCUCAGGGGGGCUCAAAGUUUGUCAAGACUGAGAAGAGGAAGAAGUCUGCGGAGAGGCGGAGCCAGCUCCCGCCCCCCAGGGAGGGCGUGCUGGAAGGGGCGGAGUCUAGCCAGGAUGAGGAGGGUCUCAGAGAGAGAGGGAGAAGCAGGAAGAGCAGCUCCAGCUCCAGUGGUGAGUGGACGGGGUCCAGGGGAAGAGGGAGACUCUCCUGGAUGGGGAGUCCCCCAGAGUCGCUGCUCACCCAGGACAAGGAGAACGAGACGGAACUGGGGGCCCCAGUGACAGGAGCACCAGAGGCCUCAGUGGCCCAGCCAGCGGCCCAGGCUGAGUGUCCCUCCCAGGGCCAGGGCAUGCGUUGGGGUAGGCUGUUUGGGUCCAGCAUAGGAGGUGGUGGCACCCCCUCCAGGCCAGAGCAGAGAUCAGCCAAAAGUCAGAGCAGGCUGCCGUCCGGCUGGCUGACAGGUCUGGACAUGUCCGUGCUGGACCUCGUAGCUCAGACGGUGGGGGUGGGGACAGGUAAGAGGGUGGAGCCUUCAGCUCCUAUGGCCCCUCCCACUCUGAACCAACCCUCUCCACCUCUUCAGACAGCACAGGAGAGCCACACCAAACAACCCUGUGAAGUACGAGCCCUGUGCCACCACAUAGCCACGGAGCCUGACCAGCUGAGUUUCCAGAAAGGGGACGUACUGAGGGUCCUGAGCCGGGCCGACUCCGACUGGCUCCUCUGCUCCCUGGGGGCCCAGCGGGGCCUGGUGCCUUUCAUCUAUGUUACCCUGAGGGGCAUGGAGGACAGUCAGGUGCCCCAAUGGCCUCAGGGACCACACUGACCUGACAGACUCAACUAGGGUUCCAAAAUUCUGUUUUUUCAGAAAUCACUGUUGGGAGAUUCCUGGAAUCAAGAGGUAAUAAGGAGGAAAUAUGUGAUUCCUCCAACCGGGAUUUCUGGUAAACCUAGGGAUUUUGGGAAAGUUAGUCUGAACCGAGGGGCCACCGAUUUUGCAACCCUAGCCCGAACCGAGGGGCCACAUUAAGGAAGGGAGAGUGGGGAAAGGAGGAAAUGACUCAGAGGACCAAAUAUGGACACAGUAUAUAUUCACUGGGUGGAUAUAAGACGAUGGAUACUCAUGGAGGAUGCUGAUAUGACUGAUAUGACUGGUUUAAAGUGUAAUUAUUGUACUGUGGGAUGAAACACAGACAGAUACAGACACACACACACACACAAACACACAAACACAGAGAUGUAAACAUGCAUGUAUGUACAUAUACAUAUACACACAGGCGCGAACAAACAGACUUUUCUACGCAUGCAUCUACACUAAACUCAUGCAUGCAUACAUUCAGACUAUACUCACACGCACGCACACACACACACACACAC